Messenger RNA from Cucurbita pepo subsp. pepo (vegetable marrow), 849 nucleotides. RefSeq names its product ribonuclease 2. Gene Ontology annotation, cellular component: extracellular region. The record is from RefSeq and is a predicted model, not a curated record. NCBI's taxonomy places the organism in Eukaryota, Viridiplantae, Streptophyta, Magnoliopsida, Cucurbitales, Cucurbitaceae. Gene Ontology annotation, biological process: RNA catabolic process. Gene Ontology annotation, molecular function: RNA binding; ribonuclease T2 activity.
CGUUCAAAGCGGCGGCGCAGGUGGUGUUUAUGGUUCUUGCUGUUACUCUUCCGCCGCAGGCGGCGGAGGGCCUCACCGUCGGCAAGGAGCAGAGGGAAUUUGACUACUUUGUGUUGGCUCUUCAAUGGCCAGGCUCUUCCUGCAGAAACGUAAGCAUGUGCUGCCCCACCAAUGGUUGCUGCCACCGAGCUGAAUUUCCCGCCGAGUUUACAAUUCAUGGGCUAUGGCCUCAAUAUCAAGAGAAAGGGUGGCCUUCAUGUUGUACUAAUGAAACCUUUAACGGAAAUGAGGUUAGUUCCUUGUUUGAGGAUCUUGACCGUUACUGGCCAAGCUAUCGGUGUGGUCUUGUGAGCAGUUGCGAUAACAGAAAAGGAUCAUUUUGGGCUCACCAGUAUGAGAAGCAUGGAACCUGUGGAUCACCUGUAAUCCUCCACCAAUAUGAUUACUUCUUCACAACUCUCGCCCUUUUCUUUAACUACAAUGUCACUGAAGCUCUGGAGGAUGCUGAAAUUGUAGCUUCUGAUACCAAAAAGUAUAGUAUUAAAGAUGUGUUUGAAGCUGUUCGGUCUGCUUUCAAUGCAAAUCCAAAGCUUACUUGCGGUAAAAAAGGGAUUAUUAAGGAACUUCGUCUAUGCUUUGAUAAAGAAUUCAAGCUAAUCGAUUGUGAUGCUACAAAAUCAUGUCCCAAAUUUGUUCGUCUACCAGAAUUUCAUGAACUACCGAAGUCGACCAUGGUUAAGAGAGCAAUUCCAAGAAUGAUUGACGUUGAAGCAACUUCACUUUUUUUUGUCAAACAAAGUGUGAAAUAGUUAACUUAGUUUGUCGAAUAACAAUUCAAAAAAGUUUCCA